Molecule: messenger RNA, 1350 nt
Organism: Serendipita indica DSM 11827
Lineage: Eukaryota; Fungi; Basidiomycota; Agaricomycetes; Sebacinales; Serendipitaceae
Source: the annotation of a GenBank genome assembly
AUGGUCGAGCCCGGAGGACAAGCUAGAGCUGAGGCUCUCAUGGCGGCCUAUAUUGACCUGUGCAACCAGAUCAGAGUCGCAUACCUCACUCAGCAGCAAGAUAUCAUGGUGUUACGUGCCCGCGAGGCAUCUACCCUACGACUGCAACAGGCACAUCGUCAAUUCAUACAUCAAGACGACCUUGAUUAUCUUCUCGAGAACCUCGAUUAUCUUCUGCGCAGUCUCCACACGAAAAUCGCCACAAUUGUAGAUCAGCCCGACAUUGCACCAGCUCGGGUUUUGACCCAUAUUGCUGGUACAGGCCAGCGAGGUCGGCCAAGGAUUGAGAUUCAAUGCGAAUUCCUUGUCGCCGCAACUGAGCUUCGACGUCCUGCUGACAUAGCUCCAGUUGUCAAUGUCUCUACACGUACAGUCCGUAGGCGUCAACUAGAGGCAGGGGUGAGACAACCAGGUCUACCUGUCUCUAUUCAACGCGCUGAUGACACUGGCCAGCGUGUAACUAUGUAUCCAGGGCACCGCUCACAAAGUCAACUGGAGUUGACAGACCAAAACUUGGAUGAACUCAUGCGAGAGGGCCUCACACUCUUUCCUGCCUUCGGUCAGCAAAUGCAGGAUGGCUUCCUACGAUCAAGGGGAUUCAGAGUUCCACGUGAGCGCAUACGAUCUGCAUUUCUCCGUGUCAAUGGUGCCCCGGCUGAAUUUGGUCGCCGUCGGAUUGAGCGACGAAAGUACAAUGUUGCCGGUCCCAACUCACUCUGGCAUCAUGAUGGCCAUCACAAACUCAUCAGAUACAAGUUUAUCACACACGCUUUUGUGGAUGGCUACUCUCGCAUGGUCGUUGGGAUCCACGUCGUCACAGAUAAUCAUGCUACAACUGUUCUCAGCCUCUUUGAAUCUGUGGUAGACUGCUUUGGUCGCCCUAGGCGCGUCAGAGGUGACUAUGGGAUCGAGAAUGUCGAAGUCGCUCGUAACCAAGAGGCGGCCAGGAUGAGGCUUGUCAGUGGUAGACGCGGACGGCCAUCACCUGCAGACUUGUUUCUGUUUGGAAUGAUUGAGCAUGGGACCCGUGGUCUGAACGAGGAUCAUCGCAAUCUGGAGGAGGAGCAUCACAAUCUUGAUGAGGACUAUCUGGAGAAUCCUGCAGAGUAUGGAGUUGACUGGGACGAUCUAGAGGGUAUUUAUGCUCGGCAUAGACUUCAAGGAGACGAAGAGAUUCGUCUUGAAGGGAGCUUUGAAGAGGUUCAAGUGCCGGCCAACGUCUUCCUUCGUGCUCCCCCACCUCGAUUUGCUCGUGUGAUUGUUGAGCCCCACAAGAGGCUCCUCUUAGAACAGAGCAGAUUCAGGAGCUAG